GGACUAUAGAUGCAAUUAUCUCGAUUUCUCGUAGGCACUUCUUUUUCGAUCGUUUUCUCGCCGGCCAGCGCCUCCUCGAUCGGCGGCAAUGGCCGUGAAGAAGGACAGCAAGGCGGCGGCAUCCUCGUCGUCGGCGAAGCACGCCAAUGCCGGCAGCGGGAAGCAGCAGCAGAAGAAGAAGAAGUGGAGCAAGGGAAAGCAGAAGGAGAAGCUCAGCAACGCCGUGCUGUUCGACCAGGCCACCUACGACAAGAUGCUGUCCGAGGCGCCCAAGUACAAGCUCGUCACACCAUCCGUCCUCUCGGAGCGCCUUAGGAUUAAUGCGUCCCUGGCUAAGAGGGGCAUCAAGGACCUGAUGGCAAGGGGGCUCGUGAGGGAGGUGUCCCUUCAUGCCAGCCAGCAGAUUUUCACCAGGGCCACCAAUGUACCAUCGAGUUAAUUAUAUUUGGUAGUAGUGGCGUUUUUCUAGUCCAGCACUACGCUAAUAAGAAGAAGAAAAUGAGUUGUAGAUUAAUAAGAAGUUGAUACCCUUGUAUUUAAGUAUAUUCUUCAGUCA
Molecule: messenger RNA, 556 nt
Organism: Triticum aestivum (bread wheat)
Lineage: Eukaryota; Viridiplantae; Streptophyta; Magnoliopsida; Poales; Poaceae
Product: 40S ribosomal protein S25-like
Exons: 4
Coding region: 89-439 (116 amino acids)
Source: RefSeq, a predicted model, not a curated record